Messenger RNA from Paraglomus brasilianum, 1041 nucleotides. NCBI's taxonomy places the organism in Eukaryota, Fungi, Glomeromycota, Glomeromycetes, Paraglomerales, Paraglomeraceae. The record is from the annotation of a GenBank genome assembly.
AUGCCAUAUCGUCACAACCAAAACCCAAAUUCAAAGAAAGCAAAAAAAUCUCGUUCCCGCAAUUAUCCUCCUCGUACUCCCCCUCAUGCUCAUCAACUUGCCGACCAGCCACAAUACUAUGAUAUUAAAAUAGGCGAAUCUUCCUUUUGUAUUUCGCCCGAAUCACUCCGUCGUGAUGCUCCGAAUUUCUUUACUGCCGCGUUUUUCGGAUACUUUGCUGAAUCAGAGACGACAUCUAUCUUCAUCGAGCGUGAUCCUGAUAACUUUGCAAUGAUUGUACAAUACCUUCGACGUUAUGACGUCAAUUGGCCCUUAGACGACCAAAUAGCAAUGAAUAAUCUGAUAGAUGAUGUAAAGUACUAUGGUUUUGAACGAUUGCUAAGACUAUUGGAACAGGCGUAUGAAGAACGAUGGCCACAAAGAGUGGUCCCAUGGCAAAUUAGAACCUACGCACCGGAGACCGAGCCAAUAGUGGCGAUUAAUUUAAAAAAUAUCGAGAUUGAUCGAUGGGAUCAGGAGAAGUUAGUAUAUAAUGUUAGCCCGGUAAUUGAAGCUAAACAGAGCGGAACGGAUAGCGGCCAUGAGAGCGAGGAUGAGGAUGAGGAUGAAACUAAUGUGACAGCCCUUUGUCCGCCGAACACUUAUCAUCUCGAAAUCCAUGCCCGCGACGCCCUGGCCACGGUUACUGUCAACCAGACUAAAGGGAUAAAGUUCGAAUCCUUUACUUUCAAAGAUUCGUCUGAUGAAUCGACUUUCCGCGAUUUGACAUCUCAAUUUCGUUCUUCGGACUCAUCACUUACCUUCUCGCCUUCAUUAAAACUUCCAUUUCUCAAAGAUGCGUGUAUCGUCAUUGACGGUCGUGAAUACUAUGAUUAUAACGAUCUGUCUGCAUAUUUUGGGGUGACAACCAGAGGAAAACCAUUGUAUUUUGAGGAAGCGGUGAUUAGGAUCGACAACGGGACAUUUUUGAUCAGGGCAAAGGCUUGGACAUAUUCGAAUUAUUAUGUCAAACAACCAUUUGUUGACGCUUGCGUCGUCUGA